Syzygium oleosum is the source of this 860-nucleotide messenger RNA. RefSeq lists its product as uncharacterized. The transcript is spliced from 4 exons. The record is from RefSeq and is a predicted model, not a curated record. NCBI's taxonomy places the organism in Eukaryota, Viridiplantae, Streptophyta, Magnoliopsida, Myrtales, Myrtaceae. Bases 260 to 601 code for a protein of 113 amino acids.
CUCUCUCUUCCUUGUCUUCGUGACUUUCGCUCCUCUUCGUCUUUUUGUGCUUCGCUUUCCCCGCACUCGUACAUAAAAUCCGCCGAAACCCGCGUCGAUUUCACCGCUCCACCGCCGCCGUCCCCGCCGCCGCCGCCGGCGGACCCAUCUCUCCCUCCCUCCCUGCCUCGCCGGCUCCGUUGGGCUCCGACCCACCUCGCCGCCUCCGCCGCCGUCGCCGCCGCCGUCGUCCUCCGGUUGGCCCGCCGAUUCCGAUGCGAUGGGCUGUGCCGGAUCUCGGGCCAAAGGAGAUGACUCUUCUAAGAAAAUUAGGAAGCCAAAACCUUGGAAGCAGCCUGAACCAAUUACAAGGACACAACUGAUGAAGAUGCGUGAGGAGUUUUGGGACACCGCACCUCAUUAUGGUGGGAGACAAGAGAUAUGGGACGCUCUGCAUGCCGCAGCAGAAGCAGAUCUAACGCUUGCCCAAGCAAUUGUGGAUAGUGCUGGCGUGAUUGUUCAGAAAGCUGACUUGACAGUAUGCUAUGAUGAAAGAGGUGCGAAGUACGAAUUGCCCAAGUACGUUUUGAGCGAGCCGACCAAUUUGAUUGAUGAUAAUUGACAAUGGAGGCAGGGCGGAUUUUGCUCGGCUUAGUGUGUAAAUCCUGUGAAUUGAUAUCGAUAGUUUGGUAAAACAAAUUGCAUCAAAGUGGAGCGCAUUCUGGUAUUUUAAUGGUGCACACUCCAAUACAAGUGUUACGUAACUUUUGCCCCACGAGAUGUAUAACUUCCACAGUUUCAUAUGGUUUGUUUCAUUAGUAACCAAUCCUUCUAAAGAAACGUGAAAAGCAAUCAAUUCAGGUGAUUGUUACAGUGGAAAA